Messenger RNA from Ahaetulla prasina, 3738 nucleotides. RefSeq names its product Sp7 transcription factor (gene SP7). Bases 146 to 1393 code for a protein of 415 amino acids. NCBI's taxonomy places the organism in Eukaryota, Metazoa, Chordata, Lepidosauria, Squamata, Colubridae. The record is from RefSeq and is a predicted model, not a curated record. Gene Ontology annotation, molecular function: DNA-binding transcription factor activity, RNA polymerase II-specific; RNA polymerase II cis-regulatory region sequence-specific DNA binding. The transcript is spliced from 2 exons. Gene Ontology annotation, biological process: regulation of transcription by RNA polymerase II.
CCUUCCUCCUGGGUGCGAUCAGGGGCCCUAGAGAGUCCUGACUUGAAGCAAUCUGGAGCUUUCCUCAGACCAGGUGGGAAGUAAAGUCCAAACCUAAAGGAUCUGGUAAAAAGAAGAAGUGCAGUAUGGCUCCAGUUCCCUGGCUAUGUUGACGGACACUUGGGAUAAAUUUGGAAAUUCUAACCCAGUUCAAGAACCAACCUCUCCCAGAAACACUGAGAACAAUUUGGGAAGAAAACCUUACCUUUUGGGAGUGGAGUCUUUUGCUCCAAAACUCUGGAGCACUGAAGGCAUGGGAGAUUCCUAUGCAGCCACUUUCCCCAAUGGGAAUGGAUUGAUGUCUCCUUCAGCAAGCCCACAAGCUUCUACCACUUACAGCAAUGAUUACAGUCCUUUUCCCCAUUCCUUCUCAGCCUCACCCACAACUCAAGAUCCUUCUUCGUUGCUGGUGCCUAAGGGGCAUCCAUCCCCUGAUUGUCUCCCCAGUGUCUAUACCUCCUUGGACAUGGCACACCCUUAUGGCUCCUGGUACAAAGCUGGCAUCCACCCUGGCAUCUCUACCAGUUCUAGCAACCCUACGGCUUCUUGGUGGGAUAUGCAUUCCAACAGCAACUGGCUGAGUUCUCAGCCACAAUCAGAUGGACUCCAGGGCUCCUUACAGUCCAUGCCGAGUCAGGCGCCCAUCAGCCCCCAGCUACCCAGUUACACUUCUGAGUUCACAACUUUGAAUCCUGCUCCUUACCCUGCAGUAGGCAUUACUUCUUCAUCACACCUUCUCCCUUCAGGACAACAUGUGCUGCCCCAAGAAAUGUAUAAACCCAAGCCAGUGGCCAAUAACUCCCUGAUGGAAGGUGGGAUUGCCUUGAAGUCUGGAAGAGGGGGCUCCUUUGGCAGCACAACCGGCAGGUCCACUUGUGACUGCCCUAAUUGCCAAGAACUAGAGCGGCUUGGGGCCUCGGCAGCCAGCCUGCGGAAGAAGCCGAUCCACAGCUGCCAUAUCCCAGGCUGCGGGAAGGUCUAUGGGAAGGCCUCACACCUGAAAGCCCACCUGCGAUGGCAUACUGGGGAACGUCCUUUUGUCUGCAACUGGCUUUUCUGCGGCAAGCGUUUUACGCGCUCAGACGAGCUGGAGCGCCACGUUCGCACCCAUACCCGGGAGAAGAAAUUUACUUGUUUACUCUGUAACAAGCGCUUCACUCGUAGCGACCACCUCAGCAAGCAUCAGAAGACCCAUAAUGAAAUGGGAGUGGGCAAACCCCCAGACGGUGAAGCGGAGCGAGAAGAGGUUGCGACAGUGGCUGGUUCUCCCAACGCUGCCGCCCUUCAAGAUGGCCUGGCUGGAGAGGAAAAAGAUGCCACCAGCCCCGAGCAAAGCAGUCUCCUGGAAAUCUAAUGGGUACUGUGCGCGUGCUCCAGCUUGCUUACUUCGUACCAUCUCCACCGUUCUUCUUUGAGUGCUUCCUGCUAAAUAAUUUAUUUGUGGAUGAAACACAACCGCUGUUGCCGUUAGCCAUUCCUCUAGCUAAGAUUGUACCUUAUGUAAAGCUUCCCUAACCCCAAUCCAGAAGCCAAAUUCAGCUGGGACCUCAGAAAGUCUAUGACUUUGUGGCUAAAGACUCAUAGGCAAAAUCUGAAGCUACAUCCGCUAUUGUUUCUUAAGCUGUUAAAACCAAAAUAGCUACCCGCUGAGGUCUCUUUAUGUGAUCAUUUGGAUAAUGGCCAAAACAUUGAACUCGUAAUAUCAUGUGUAGGACUAGCCAAGUAGCAGGCUGGGCAGGACUGAAAUAAAUUUUUCUCAGGGUAUGUAUAGGAAUCACUUUCCAUCUCAUGUAAACCCGCUGAGCAUAUGAUUCUGAGCACCUCUCCUAACUUCUGGCACCCGUAGGUGACGGAUAAAAACAAUGGCCUUCUUUGAGAUUAGAACAGUGUAUCUGCACCAUUGAGCGUGCCCUUCUUCCCAGACUCUAGUGCAAUACUCAGAAGAUAAUAGUCAAAUAGUCAUCUCGCAGUGAAAUGGGCAGCAAACAAAUUUGAUAAGUAUAUGAAUUAAUAAGUUGGUUAGCUUCAGAUGCUGAAAGAGUGCUUAUUAGAGUUUUAAGAGCUGCAAGAAAAAAAAAGUUUUACAAGGAAUGGCUCUCCAGGUGACUGAUAGCAUUGAUGGGAAAAGCCACAGCUGGUAAAACUGUGCCUAUUUGUCAAGCUCUUCAAGAUUUAUAAGCCCUGGCAGGAUCCAGAUAUGGAAUUUUAUUACUAAGCCUCCACCCUUUCUUUAAAUAAACUUGGAAGCUACUGGUUCGAAAUUGUUGCUUCAGUAAAUAUAAAAGGAACUUUUGCUAUUAAAAAUCCCAUCCUAUUUAAAAUCAAAAGUCGUGGUUCUGGAGGCCUUAGGUAAUAAUUCGGAAGGACAAAUUAGCAGCCAAUUAUACAGCCAUCACUCUUCCACCAGUAUAAAUGGGGAUUCUGUUCUCCCUUGAUUUCUGUCCAUAUAUUUUUUGCUGCCAGAUCAGCAAGUAUUGUGUAGUUGAUUGGGUCAUGCAGUGAUCACUCCGAAGAAGAUUUUGGCAUUUCGCAGGUAGAAUUUCUGCCUGGUUUCCCCUGGUUUUCUAUGAAUGUCACUUAUUAUGCCAAGAGCUAAUUUGGGCCUUAUUUUGAAUAUUAGGGACAUGACCUUAUAAAGUACAAAUGGACUGUUCCACUGAAGUGCAGAAAUAGAGAAAUUCUAAUGUUCUUUAUUUUACCAAGGUAAAGGAAGUUGAAGAGGAAAACCAGUAAUUUCAUAAGAGAAAUAAGAAGAAUAGCUCACAAGAUGUCCCAUAUAGGUGCUACAAGGCUGUUUUGAACCUUUCUCUUCCCAUAUAUUUAAUCUAGAAAUAUAUUUAUCCUUAAAUUAUGAUGAAAAAUAAAUAGAGGUGAGGAGGUGGCUGGAUUCUCCAAAAAGCCUCUAACCAAAGGCAUUUAUUUUCUGAGAGAUCAGAACGGUCUCUCUGUUCAUUGGGAAAGAGCUUUCCUUGUGCAAAACAGUGCCACCUGCAACUUGCUUUGUUCUUUUUAGUUGUAGCUUCAUAUUUUGGGGGAGAAAUGAAAUAUUUAUAAUCUAAAAUGCUUUUUGUUUUAACUUCUAUUCAUUUUUGAUUAAAAAAAAAAGAUUCAGGUGGAUCUGGAAGCUUGUUAAUACUGGAUAUUUUGAGAAGCAAAUUCUCAAUAUUUGAGUGUUCUCAUUUUUUGGUAGGGAUCUACUCGGUUUAGCAAACCAACUAUCAACAGCUUAAGCCUUAGAGAAGGAAAUCCCUGGCACAACAUCCUCUAUUGUUUUGGGGAAUUAUUCCUUUUCAAAAGUCUAAUGUCUGUGGACCUAUGUGGUUAAAUGCUUCCCAGGUUGCUUUGAUCUGCUUGGUUUGGAGCUCAGGUCAAGGCCACUGGAUAGAAGAAGCUCACAUAGUUAAUUACCAACAAGAGGUCAUUGCUAGAAAAACAAUAUUCUUGUGUCAAGUUCUCCCCGUCCAUUUUGCAGUAUUUAGGCACACUAUUUCCACUGAGUUUCUGUGCGCUGCCCCUGCUUCCAACAUCAUUAAUUGGCUUCUCAAAGGGAACCUCAAAUGUGAUUUAACUCACAACGUGGAGAAACUCUAAAGUUUUUGAGAGAGGGGAGUUAUUAUUAGCUAGUUAAUACAAAAUGUAGUCCGGUAUAUUGCUUCAGAAGUGCAAAUCAUCACUCUCUGUUGUUUGCCUGCUCAAGCA